Molecule: messenger RNA, 2374 nt
Organism: Pogonomyrmex barbatus (red harvester ant)
Lineage: Eukaryota; Metazoa; Arthropoda; Insecta; Hymenoptera; Formicidae
Product: putative RNA polymerase II subunit B1 CTD phosphatase RPAP2
Cellular component (GO): cytoplasm; nucleus
Molecular function (GO): RNA polymerase II CTD heptapeptide repeat phosphatase activity; RNA polymerase core enzyme binding
Source: RefSeq, a predicted model, not a curated record
AUGUGUUACGGCAACCUACUGACCGCCAUGUCUGAGUUGACACGAAAGUAGAAACGAGAGAAAACUAACCUCAACUCACGAUCUCAGCUGAUCGGCAACGUGUGUGAAGACAAGCUAUUUUGUAUGUAAUGUUUUAAAGUGCUUUUAGUAGUAGUAAAUUAUUUCAUCAUCGUAUCUUAUUGCUUUCCGAAUUUGUUGUAUUGAACAACGCUACGACGAUGUCAGCGACUAAGAAACAGAUAAAUGAGAAACAAAGAAUCAAGAAGAUGAGCAAAGCGCAGAUGCAGUUGGCAAUAAUAAAGAAGAAACAAUGUGACGUGAAAGCUCUUACGAUAGUCGAGCAACUUCUAGAACCACAUGUGAAUCCUGAUUGGCUUCUUCAAAAUUUAGGAUUUAUAAGUAAAAGUCAUAUGGAAGAUGUGAUAGAGGAGAGAGCUAUAAUAAAGCUAUGUGGCUAUGUUCUCUGCUCCAAUCAGUUGACUGUUAUUAUCCGACAGCAGUAUCAUAUAUCGAUGUACAAGAAUAAGGUGUACGACAUCAGUAGACGGAAGUAUUUUUGCAGUUCGUUAUGUUAUGGAGCAGUCAAUUAUCUUCUUGAACAAAUGUUAGAAAGCCCACUGUGGUUGAGAGAGAAAGAAGAUAUACCUAUUUUUCAGAUUUUGCCUAUGAAUUCAAAAUCUGUGCGAUAUGGAGAUGAAAUUGACAUUGUUGGGAUUAAGUUCUCACAAAAUGCUGACAAUGAUGACGAUAGCACAGAAUCUGCAGAAUGUAGUACAGCUAAGCAGAGAGAAAAAGAUAUGACACAUAAUAUGUUAAGCUCUGUGAAAGAAGAUAUACAUAACUCUCAUUUAUCAAAUGAUAUAAUGAUAGUUAAUGGGAAGAAUGAAAAAGUGAAAGAAACUUUUGUAAAUAUUAACUCACAAAAAUCACUUAAUCAUGAAACCCAUACAAAGUUACGUGUGAAUGAAGAAGACAAUUGUGAUUCUAAAGAAUUUACAAAUCAGGAAAGUAACUACAAUAACAGUGUUCAGCAAGUAGAUGUAAACCUGGAAAAUUUAGAGAUAGAAAUUGCUAGUCAAUCUGGAAAUAUUCUACAUAUGCAUGAACAUAACAACAGGGAUACAGGAAAUAGGAAUCUUAAUGAAAAUAUAUAUGAUGAAACAUUACAGCCUCAAUUAACACAAAUAAAUAAAAAUGACACUGAAAGAUUACAACCUCCAUCAGUGGAAAUAAGUAACAAUGAUGAAAAUAAAGAGAGAUCACAGCUUCAAUUAGAUGAAAUAAAGGACAAUGCUAAUGAUGAAAAAAUCAUACAAUCCAAAUUGAAUGAAAUGAGUAGUGAUGGUGGUAGUAAUAGUAAUAGUAAUAGUUCUGUGAUUUCUUCUGCCUCUAUGUACAGUGAAUAUAGUAAAAUAAGAAAGGCAAAUAGAAUUAAUAAAACUAAAAAGCACAACCUCAAAGAAACCAACAAUGCAGAAGUACAAAAUAUUUUCCAGAAACUUGCAAUGCAUGUCGAAAGAAGCGUUAGAGAAUGGGUUACAAAAAAUACGAUUUGCCUGCUAAUGGGUGAAGUGGAUGAAAAAAAUCAACUAUUAGAGAAUCUUACACAGCAUGAUAGAUAUCAAAAAUUAUGCAAAAAGUUAAAUAGGCUACAGUUUGAAGAUGAAAAGGAAGAUCGUGCGAACUUGGAAAAAAAUGUACUCAAACCUUUACCCCAUUUUUCUGUGCUCCAAGAAGAUAGCAAGAAAAUGGAACUUAAGGUACGUGCAUUUUACGAAGGACGAAUGACAGUUACAUCACCUGAGGAUAGUACGAAAGAAUCCGAAACUAAGGAUGACGAUGCGUACGAGCCUGUAUUACCAUUAACAGAUUCUCAUACGCCCAAUGCACUUCGUCGUCGAAUUUUCUUGGACAAUCUUAAUAAAAUAUUACCAGAUUUAAUGCGCGCUUUAACGACAAAUGCAAAUAUUUCUUCACUGGCACAAUGUACUUACAAUAACGAGAGGUACUCAUUAAUCAAAAUCUUGGUUAAUACGUUUAAUUUAUCUGCUACAAACAUUGUCUUUAAAACCGCCGAAUGGACACUUGUGGGACUCAUUAUUAUUAAGAUGUUGAGCUUGAUUGAUACGCAACUGCAAUCGCUGCUCCGAUCCAAACAAGCAUCUAUGUAUAUGUCUAUGAUUCUUACAACAUACAAAUUAGAUUCUAAUUAUUUAGACAGACUUAUAAUGGAAGUAACAAGUAAUGGAGAGACAUCUAAAUCAAAUGAUAAAUAUUGUUAAUUAAAUAAUGGUAGUAGUUUUAUAAAUAUUUAAUUGUUCUCUGAUGUAAAUCUUUUUUAAAAAUAUAAUUGAUUGUAUGCAAUGAUCUUUUA